Molecule: messenger RNA, 2269 nt
Organism: Ceratotherium simum simum (southern white rhinoceros)
Lineage: Eukaryota; Metazoa; Chordata; Mammalia; Perissodactyla; Rhinocerotidae
Gene: NEURL1
Product: neuralized E3 ubiquitin protein ligase 1
Biological process (GO): negative regulation of Notch signaling pathway
Cellular component (GO): plasma membrane; postsynaptic density
Molecular function (GO): ubiquitin protein ligase activity
Source: RefSeq, a predicted model, not a curated record
CCCGCGCCGGGAGCCCUGACUCUAUGGCCCCCGGGGAGCGCCCCGGAGCCGCCGUGCCGCCCACCACCAGCCGGAACCCGAGCGCCAGCCGGAGGAAGAGGGGAUCCCCGGGCGCCGCCAGCCCCUGCCCAAGGGCCCGCCCGCGGCCCCCGCCCCCGCCUCGGGGAAUGGCAGGCAGGUAGCCGGCUCGCGCGAGGACCUCCCCCGGCGGGCAGGACCCGCCGAGGACCGCGGAGCCCAGAGAGAGGGAGAGGAGGCGCGGCCCACCCGCCCCCGGCCGCAGCCCCGCCAGGGCCCUCCCCCGGCGGCGCGCCACCGCGCGCGCACACACUUGCACACAGUACCUCGGCUCCUGCCCGGGCUCGCCUGCCCCCCGCCAGUGCUGAAGCCCCUGGGGCCGGAUGCCAUGGGUAACAACUUCUCCAGUAUCCCCUCUCUGCCCCGAGGAAACCCGAGCCGGGCGCCGCGGGCCCACCCCCAAAACCUCAAAGACUCCAUUGGGGGCCCCUUCCCUGUCACCUCUCACCGAUGCCAUCACAAGCAGAAGCACUGCCCGCCGGUGCUGCCGGGCGGGGGGCUCCCGGCCACGCCGCUGCUCUUCCACCCCCACACCAAGGGCUCCCAGAUCCUCAUGGACCUCAGCCACAAGGCCGUUAAGAGGCAGGCCAGCUUCUGCAACGCCAUCACCUUCAGUAACCGCCCAGUCCUCAUCUAUGAGCAAGUCAGGCUGAAGAUCACCAAGAAGCAGUGCUGCUGGAGCGGGGCGCUGCGGCUGGGCUUCACAAGCAAGGACCCGUCCCGCAUCCACCCGGACUCGCUGCCCAAGUACGCCUGCCCCGACCUGGUGUCCCAGAGCGGCUUCUGGGCCAAGGCGCUGCCCGAGGAGUUUGCCAACGAGGGCAACAUCAUCGCCUUCUGGGUGGACAAGAAGGGCCGUGUGUUCUACCGCAUCAACGACUCGGCCGCCAUGCUCUUCUUCAACGGGGUCCGCACGGCCGACCCGCUCUGGGCCCUGGUGGACGUCUACGGCCUCACGCGGGGCGUCCAGCUGCUUGACAGCGAGCUGGUGCUCCCGGACUGCCUGCGGCCGCGCUCCUUCACCGCCCUGCGGCGGCCGUCGCUGCGGCGCGAGGCCGACGACGCGCGCCUCUCCGUGAGCCUGUGCGACCUCAACGUGCCGGGCGCCGACGGCGACGAGGCCGCGCCGGCCGCCGGCUGCCCCAUCCCGCAGAACUCGCUCAACUCGCAGCACAGCCGCGCGCUGCCCGCCCAGCUCGACGGCGACCUGCGCUUCCACGCGCUGCGCGCGGGCGCGCACGUCCGCAUCCUGGAUGAGCAGACGGUGGCGCGCCUGGAGCACGGGCGCGACGAGCGCGCGCUCGUCUUCACCAGCAGGCCCGUGCGCGUGGCCGAGACCAUCUUCGUCAAGGUCACGCGCUCGGGCGGCGCGCGGCCUGGCGCGCUCUCCUUCGGGGUCACCACGUGUGACCCCGGCACGCUGCGGCCCGCCGACCUGCCCUUCAGCCCCGAGGCCCUGGUGGACCGCAAGGAGUUCUGGGCCGUGUGCCGCGUGCCCGGGCCCCUGCACAGCGGCGACAUCCUGGGCCUGGUGGUCAACGCCGAGGGCGAGCUGCACCUCAGCCACAACGGCGCCGCGGCCGGCAUGCACCUGUGCGUGGACGCCUCGCAGCCGCUCUGGAUGCUCUUCGGCCUGCACGGGGCCGUCACGCAGAUCCGCAUCCUUGGCUCCACCAUCCUGGCAGAGCGGGGCAUGCCGUCACUCCCCUGCUCCCCUGCCUCCACGCCAACCUCGCCCAGCACCCUGGGCAGCUGCCUCUCCGACCCCUUGCUCAGCACGUGCAGCUCCGGACCUCUGGGUAGCUCUGCUAGCGGGACGGCCCCCAACUCGCCAGUGAGCCUGCCAGAGUCGCCAGUGAGCCCAGGCACGGGCCAGUGGAGCGAUGAGUGCACCAUCUGCUAUGAGCAUGUGGUGGACACGGUCAUCUACACGUGUGGCCACAUGUGCCUCUGCUACGCCUGCGGUCUGCGCCUCAAGAAGGCCUUGCACGCCUGCUGCCCCAUCUGCCGCCGCCCCAUUAAGGACAUCAUCAAGACCUACCGCAGCUCCUAGCCCGCUGCGGCGCCCCACUCUGCACGCCCGCCUCCUCAGGCUGCAGCCCAGCUCCAGCUGAGGGGCAGGCCAACAGGGACCCUUCUCUUCGUCCUCAUUUUGGAAACUCUUCUCUUCUCAUUAAAGCUGGGAAACUGA